AUGGAGAACAGGACCAGUGUGAAGGAAUUCAUUCUUCUGGGCCUCUCAGUGAGCCAAGGGGCGCAGAAAAUGUGUUUUGUGAUGUUCCUGCUCUUUUACCUGAUGAUUGUGGCAGGAAACCUGCUCAUUGUGAGCACUGUAACUAGCAGCCAGCACCUCACCUCCCCCAUGUAUUUCUUCCUGGGCUACCUGUCCUUUGUGGACAUCUGCUACUCCUCUGUCACAGCUCCCAAAAUGAUUGCUGACCUCCUUGCUGAAAACAAAACCAUCUCUUUCGUGGGCUGCAUAGCCCAGCUCUUUGGGGUGCAUUUCUUUGGCUGCACAGAGAUCUUCCUCCUCACGGUGAUGGCCUACGAUCGCUACCUUGCCAUCUGCAGACCUCUCCACUACACCACCCUCAUGACCAGGCGCCUGUGCGGCCAGAUGGUGCUCAGCUCGUGGGUAGGAGGCUUCCUGCACUCCCUAGCUCAGACUCUUCUGACCACUCAGCUCCCCUUCUGUGGCCCUAACACAAUUGACCACUACUUCUGUGAUGUGCACCCCCUGCUGCAGCUGGCCUGUGCUGACACCUACGCUGUGGGCGUCAUGGUGGUUGCCAACAGCGGGAUGAUCGCUCUGAGUUGUUUCCUCAUCCUGGUCAUGUCCUAUGCUGUCAUCCUGGUUUCCUUGAGAAGUCAAACCUCUGAAGGGUGGCACAAGGCCCUCUCCACCUGUGGGUCCCACAUCACGGUGGUGGUCCUGUUCUUUGGGCCAUGCACCUUCGUCUACAUCCGUCCCUCCAGCGAUCUGUCAGAGGACAAGAGCAUGGCAGUGUUCUACACCAUCAUCACCCCCAUGCUGAACCCACUCAUCUACACCCUGAGAAACCAGGAGGUGAAGAGUGCCAUGAGAAAACUGUGGUGCAGGAAAGUGGGAAGUGAAAACAGAAAGGUGUAG
This is a messenger RNA of Indicator indicator, 936 nucleotides long. Its product is annotated as olfactory receptor 4S2-like. Gene Ontology annotation, biological process: G protein-coupled receptor signaling pathway. The transcript has a single exon. NCBI's taxonomy places the organism in Eukaryota, Metazoa, Chordata, Aves, Piciformes, Indicatoridae. Gene Ontology annotation, cellular component: membrane. The coding region runs from base 1 to 936 and encodes 311 amino acids. The record is from RefSeq and is a predicted model, not a curated record. Gene Ontology annotation, molecular function: olfactory receptor activity; G protein-coupled receptor activity.